CAGAGAUCGCGCCCGGUUGACCUCCUCCGCCACCCUCUCGUCCGUUCAACACUCUCGUCUACCCCUCUUCCUCCUCUGCGAUCGUCUAUCCGAGUCACCCCGCGUCAUUCUCUCCUGUCCCCUGCUCCCCCCCUCUCAUCAUGGCGGAACGAAUCCUCAUGAACGAGUACAAGACCUUGGCCAAGGAGCCAUGGGUCAACAUCGAGUUGAACGAAGAAGAUAUUUUUAACUGGACGAUCGGGCUCAUUGUUCUCAACCCGGACUCGUCCUAUUACGGAGGCUACUUCAAAGCCCUCAUGAAAUUCCCCAAAAACUAUCCCUAUUCCCCCCCAGAAUUCCGGUUCCUCCGGCCCCUUUACCACCCCAACAUCUACGAAGAUGGCAAACUCUGCAUCUCCAUUCUCCACGCGCCGGGCGAGGACGAGAUGUCCGGCGAAUUGGCCUCCGAGAGAUGGUCGCCCGCCCAGCGUGUCGAGUCCGUCCUUAUCUCCAUCCUGUCGCUGCUCGACGACGCCGAGGUGUCUUCCCCCGCCAACGUCGACGCCGGAGUCAUGCUGCGGAAAGACCCCGAGCAGUACAAAUCGAUCGUCCAGAUCAACGUGGAGGACUCCAAGAACGACAUCCCCGAGGGGUUCGUGAUGCCCACCCACCAAACAACCGCGGCGGCAAAGCCCGUGGAGAAGGACGACUCGGACUUCUGGGCGGAGAGCGACGCCGACGACGACGUUUUUGGCGGAAGCGACUCGGACGAGGACCUGAACGUCGACGACCAGGACACUGGCACGGAAGAGGAAGACGAGAAGCCCCGCCGCUAGCGGCCAUUCGGUACACCGUACAUACCCCGGGAAGACGUUUGACACGAUUUCUUCUCCGAUUUACAGGAAUAUUUUUUGGCGCCUCGGAGCUUUCAUCUACUCUUAUUUUCAUGGCAUAGCGCAG
Messenger RNA from Aspergillus steynii IBT 23096, 939 nucleotides. RefSeq names its product putative ubiquitin conjugating enzyme (UbcC). Gene Ontology annotation, biological process: protein polyubiquitination; proteasome-mediated ubiquitin-dependent protein catabolic process. The record is from RefSeq and is a predicted model, not a curated record. Bases 141 to 815 code for a protein of 224 amino acids. NCBI's taxonomy places the organism in Eukaryota, Fungi, Ascomycota, Eurotiomycetes, Eurotiales, Aspergillaceae. The transcript has 3 exons. Gene Ontology annotation, molecular function: ubiquitin conjugating enzyme activity.